CACUCAUAGGCGUUUCAGCUCCCAUUAGAUCCCAGUCUUUAUUAUUUCAUUCCGUUUCCACCGUCGCUCCCCCCCCCCACCUUCCCGCUUCCCGCCCGCAGUCCCCUCCUGCCUUCUACGCGCCACGAUCCUGAACUCCGAUGAGUCCCGUUAUCGCAAGCGCCAAGAUGCACCUGCUUUGCUAGAGAUCGGGGGCUAAGUCACCGAGAGGAGAGGAAAGGAAAGGAAAGCAGAGGAAAGGAGGAGGCGGGCGGGCAGGCAGGCAGGCAGCAGGAGACAAGGAAGGGAAAAAGCCAGGAGCCGAGGGAAGAGGGCAACUCCCGGGCGAGGAAGGCAGCAGCGGGCGCGCUCUCUGCCACUCACCCGCACUCACCCGAGCCACGAGCCCGGUAGAGCGCAGGGGGCGGCGAGAGGGGAAGCCGAAGGGGCCGCUUGCUCCGUGGACGGCAUGUUGCUCCUGAGAAGAACUGGGCUCCUCCCGCUCUGCCUAGGCGCGCUUUUCCUCUCCGCCGGGCUGGCUUGCGGGCCGGGCCGGGGUUUCGGCAAGAGGAGGCACCCGAAGAAAUUGACCCCUUUAGCCUACAAGCAGUUCAUCCCCAACGUGGCCGAGAAGACGCUGGGCGCCAGCGGCAGAUACGAGGGCAAGAUCACCCGGAACUCGGAGCGCUUUAAAGAGCUGACCCCCAAUUAUAAUCCGGACAUUAUUUUUAAGGACGAGGAGAACACGGGAGCCGACCGGCUGAUGACCCAGCGCUGCAAGGAUAAGCUGAACGCGCUGGCUAUCUCCGUCAUGAACCAGUGGCCCGGCGUCAAGCUGCGCGUCACGGAGGGCUGGGACGAGGACGGCCACCACUCUGAGGAGUCGCUGCACUACGAGGGCCGCGCAGUGGACAUCACCACCUCGGAUCGGGACCGCAGCAAGUACGGCAUGCUGGCUCGCCUGGCCGUCGAGGCCGGCUUUGACUGGGUCUACUACGAGUCCAAGGCGCACAUCCACUGCUCCGUCAAGGCCGAAAACUCGGUGGCUGCCAAAUCGGGUGGCUGCUUCCCUGGAUCCGCCUGGGUGAACCUAGAAGGAGGAGGCACGAAGCUGGUGAAAGACCUUCAUCCAGGUGACCGAGUGCUGGCAGCAGAUGUGCACGGACAGCUGUUCUACAGUGAAUUCCUAGCCUUCUUGGACCGAGAGGACCCUCCUGUCCGCAAACUCUUCUACGUGAUUGAGACCCAAGCACCCCAGGCCCGUCUCUUGCUCACCGCUGCCCAUCUGCUAUUUGUGGCCCCACCACACAAUCAUUCCCAUUCCCAACCCCAGCCUAUCUUUGCCAGCCGUGUGCGGCCUGGACAACGUGUCUACGUGCUGGGCCAAGGGGGUCAGACCCUGUUGCAAGCAGCAGUGCACAGCGUGUCCCUGAAGGAGGAGGCCUCGGGGGCUUAUGCCCCACUCACCGCUCAGGGCACCAUUCUCAUCAACCAGGUGCUGGCUUCCUGUUAUGCUGUCAUUGAGGAGCACAGCUGGGCUCACUGGGCGUUUGCGCCUUUCCGCAUUGCUCACGCAGCCUUGGCAGUGCUAAAUCCUGAGGGCCUCUCCUCUCCUCUCCUUUUUCCAGCUGCUGUACCCGAAGAGGGUUCCACAUUGGCUGGAGUCCACUGGUACUCCCGCCUCCUCUACUACAUUGGCCGCUGGAUUUUGGGUUCUGAGAUGAUGCACCCAUUGGGCAUGGCCAGCUGAGACUGACAGCUGGCAAGUCCACUUACACCCAUCUGAAGAUUAAAAUAGUACCAAUGGGGUGGGGGGAACUAAGAUGAAGAAAGAAAGAAAAAGAAAGAAAGAAAGAAAGAAAGAAAGAAAGAAAGAAAGAAAGAAAGAAAGAAAGAAAGAAAGAAAGAAAGAAAGAAAGAAAAUUUAACAAUAAUAGUAGGACGCUCCAAAGUAGACUUCAAGAAACAGGAAGAACCCAGGAAGUUUUUGUUUUAGUUUAUAAAUAUAAAUAUAUAUAUUAUAUUUUUAUUUGAUUUAUAUUUUUGUCUGUCUGUUUUGUUGUUCUCAUCUCUUGGAUAUUUAUUUGUUUGGUAUUUUGAAAUAGAUGUUUUAAGGAAUAUGAACCCAACUUCAAGAGCCUUAAAUAGUUUCUUUGAUAAUUUAUUAUCAUGUGAAUUGUACACUCACAGGGAAAAGCAAAUUAUUUUGCGCUGCCUAGCAAAACUGCACAGAGUUCUAUUUUUCUAUGUAUGUCCAGAAUUUCGAACAGAGAAAUGCCUCUCCUUCUUCCAACUAUCCAUGGAUUUGCUCAGGGAUGUCCGCAGUGAGCAGUGAACACAAAUCAAGAUGGCGAACGAGAGGAUGUGAUCGGAGCUCCACCUACUUUUUACAAAAAAAAAUCGCAGGUAGAGUUCUGAUCAGACCUUAAUGGCCGUCAUUUUGAAUUUUUUGACAGACCCUGCAGACCUCCCCUCCCCCCCUCCAGAUUUGAUCUUUCCCAAUAGCCAGACUCAGAACAAAAGACACAAUGAAGGGGGAGGUGGAAAUCCGUAAAUUAUAUUUUUAUACACAGAAUUGUAAAUUCGUGGGUUUUUUUGUUUUGUUUUGUUUUGUUUUUUUGAGAGAGAGAGAGAGAAAGAGAGAUCAAUACCUAACAGUCACAUUUCAAAUUUUUUUUUGAAAUAAUGUAAGAUAUGAGAAUAUAUUAUUUUAAUUUAAAUAAUAUGAAAUGUAAUGUCAUCUUCUAUAUGUUUCUAUUGCCUCUGAAAUAUUUUGUUUUGUAUAAAAAUAAUAGCACGCUUUCAUCCACGUUCUUCAAACUCAAGACUGUUACACAUCUUUAUUCAGUGAGGAGGUGGAAAAAAUUCUUAUUUUUGUCUUCAAAAUCAAGAAGAAAUUUAUGAGAAAAUAUUUUUUAAAACGUGCACAGGUUGACUAUUAUGGUGAGAAUGGAGAAUAGUUUGUACAGGCAGGGAAAGGAUGUUUUGCAUUAAUAAACUGAUAAAUAACUGCUGUCAAUUUACUAAAAUGUAUUUUUUGAAUAUUUUGUAAUAGUUUUAUAGAAAUAAAAUGUGCCAUGCACAGUCUGGUUAGUAUAUAAUAACAAAGCUUUUCUGGUUCAUCACAUUUUUUUUUCUUUUUAAAGGCUAUUCAGAUAGAAAAUGUGAAUAUCCAGUCUCAAUUUAUGUUUAAUUUUGCUUUGUGAUAAUAUUUAGAAAAACUAUAACAAGAAUUUUUAAAGGAAGCAAUAGGACAGUCAUAUUAGCUCAUUGCCUUUGCAAUUAAAUAAAUGAAGCCUGAUAUUCUUAAA
Messenger RNA from Ahaetulla prasina, 3290 nucleotides. RefSeq names its product sonic hedgehog signaling molecule (gene SHH). Bases 449 to 1729 code for a protein of 426 amino acids. Gene Ontology annotation, biological process: smoothened signaling pathway; oligodendrocyte differentiation; protein autoprocessing. The transcript is spliced from 3 exons. The record is from RefSeq and is a predicted model, not a curated record. NCBI's taxonomy places the organism in Eukaryota, Metazoa, Chordata, Lepidosauria, Squamata, Colubridae. Gene Ontology annotation, molecular function: calcium ion binding; patched binding.